Molecule: messenger RNA, 3431 nt
Organism: Poeciliopsis prolifica (blackstripe livebearer)
Lineage: Eukaryota; Metazoa; Chordata; Actinopteri; Cyprinodontiformes; Poeciliidae
Exons: 8
Coding region: 413-1345 (310 amino acids)
Biological process (GO): positive regulation of ERK1 and ERK2 cascade; T cell activation; interleukin-15-mediated signaling pathway
Cellular component (GO): external side of plasma membrane; membrane raft
Molecular function (GO): protein tyrosine kinase binding; MHC class II protein binding
Source: RefSeq, a predicted model, not a curated record
UCGGAUUUCAGCCCGUUUACUCAUCAAUAUGCGAGAGUUUAGAGCGAUGCGCGCUCCCGCGACAGGGGAUGCAAUUCUCGGCAGGCAUGCAUUUCUCGGCAUAACACCGGGACCGACAUAGUCGUGUUCCAUUUCAGCAUCGCCAGAGCAGGUUUUUUCCAUUUUGUUGUGGUCACUGGCUCUCUUUGGGCUGUUUUAGGCAUCUUCCCGACAGUAAAGUAGAUUUAAAAAGUACUUAUACUUAGGAAAAUUGCAAUAAGAGUUCUUGCACUGAGAGCACAGCACAGGACGUCACAGGACCGCCAUCUUCUUCCUUCUUGCAUGACAAAGUUAAAACCCAAAUAAUUAGAGGAAGUAGAAACAUAGAGGCUUAAGAGUUCAAGCUCUCAGAGGUUCAGGAAGCAGAGAGACGAUGCAGCAGAGAGGAGCCAUGGAGGAGCCGAUGUGGAGGAAAAUGUUUCUGUUUUUCAUCCUGCAGUUUACAGGAGCUCAGAGCAGAGAUCUGUCUCUCUUCUACACCGUCAGAGCUGGAGAUGACGUCACUUUGUCCUGUGAAAAUGUGAUCGAAGGUCACAGUAAAUGUGACACAACAACAUGGACCUACAGUAAACCAGGAGAAACAUCUGUAGAGUUAGUUGCUCAUGGGCAGGUUAAGGUUAGCAGAUCAGACAGACUGAGUGUUUCUCCAAACUGUUCUCUGGUUGUGAAGAAAGUCACGGCUGAUGAUGUUGGUCAGUACAUCUGCAGACAGUUUCCUAAAGAAGGAGGAGGUCAGUCAGGUCCAGAUGCUGUGGCUCGUCUUUCUCUCGUUCACUUGUCAAAACAUGAGAACCAGAACAUGGUGACAUUAAACUGCUCUGUGGAGACAAAUGAACCAUGUAAACACUCAGUGAAGUGGUUGAUUCAGGGUAACUAUAUAGAGAAAGAUCAGAAAGAAAUAACAGAAUCAUCGUCUUCCUGCUCUGCUGCUGUCACCUUCCAGACGUCUCAUUUCCUUUACCAGUCAAGGUUUGACACGUUAAAGUGUGAAGUAAAGACAGGAAAUAAAGUUCAGCUUUUUACCUUCAGCUCUCGUCCAUCAGAGAAAGAUGAAACAGCGACCACAUCGCCAGCUACAACUAAACCAGAUGAAGCAACAUUUCUUAUAGAUGGAGAACCUGCAGCAGGCUGGUGGAGGUUCCUCGCUGGUUCUCUGGGUUUAGCUGCUCUGAUAGCAGCUGUUGUGAUCAUCAACAUCUGGACCAGAACCAAAGGGAUGAAAACACAUCUGGAUGAAAACACUGUGUGUUGUGAUGAAGAUGAAGCUGCUCUGAACUAUGAAAACAUCAGAACUUCUUCAGUUUGAUCCUCCUGCUUUUCUCAGCAGAUCCAGAAGUUCAACAUCAGCAGGGCUUCAUGAAUUGAUUGUCGUCCUGAUGAGUAAAGCAGGAACUGAAUAGUGUGGAGAAAUAUCCGUCUCCAUCCUGACUUCUUCAUCUUUGAGGAUGAAUAAAAGUCAGUGAGUUGAAUUCAUGAAAUCCAUUUAUUAAUGACAAAAUACAGCUGGUCUGCUUCUCAAGCCAUCCUUAAGGUUUAUCAGAACAAAAUGCCAUCAAAUAAAAGUUUUUCAUUCUCUUUGUUAGCUUUUAUCUUAGCUACGCCCUAAAGAGGGCGUUUCCAAGGAUCCUUUAGCUUUAGCUUUGCAGCUAUCUGAAAGAGAUAGAAGAAAAACACUGAAUUAUUUAUGUUCAACAACAUAUUUACUGCCACCUAGUGUCAGAUUUACAUCAUUGCUCUGCAUCAGGCUUAUGAGUUUUGCUCAGCAUCAGCAGGUUUAUCUGUUAGUUUAUUUAUUAUCCAGUGAUCAGAACCGUUUCCUUCAGCUCCAUGAGGGAUCGUUAUAGAUCCGUUAUAGAUUCCCACAGAAUGUUGACUAUAAACAUUUGUCCUUUUAAUUUUCUUGAAUUGUCAGCAUUUGGUGCAUUAUGUAAUAUGUUAUGUGAAGGUUGUUUUAGAUACAUUUGCUUUGCUUUUAUUUCUCAAAAUGACGCAUGAUGCUGCCACUACCAUGCACACUUAACCAGAUAUGUUCUGUUUUUAUCUGCUUGGUGUUUUGUUUGCAUAUUUCUGCUGAAAAAUGAAGACAAAUGCAACUUUUCCUGAGGUUCAAAACAAACUUUGAUUAUUUUUGGAUUAUUUUUUCUUGAUGUGUGAAGCAGCUGCAAUUACAUUUUGUUAAUAAAAUGAGCUGAUUCAAGAUGGACGAGUCUUUAAUUUGUAGUAUUGAUUCUUCAUUAGUUGUGACAUCAGAUCAAAUCUUAGCCUGUUGGGAGUUAAACAGAACUCCUCAUCAUUAAUUUACAGAUAAUUUGUUAAAAUGUUUGGUGCUUUAGAUGCACUAAAUGAAUGCAUGCUGCUGCUGUUACCCACAGAGAGUGAAGUCAUUGUUCCACAUUCAGACCUUUGCUGCUUCUAUAACCACGUUCACAUGAAAACACUUCCUGUUUUAAUGAUCAUAAACCGAAGGAGGGCAGAAAACUUCUUCCUAUCUGCAUUAAUCCACCCUGAGUUUUCACAACAGAAUAUUUCCUAUCAACUUUCUGCAUCAACUCAAAAUGUAGCAGAGCAGCAAAUUGAGAAAAUGAACAUAAAUGUUAUUUUAAUUUUGACACUCAACAAACUCAGAUAAAAUGCAAUAAGUUGUUACACACAUUUGUGUUCCUCUUCCUGUUUUCAAAAAAUGGCUCCACUACUUCAUCAUAUGUGUACAAAAGACAGUUAAUUAUUUAUUUUCAGCCCUCUGGUUUUGUUCUUUAUCAGGAUGUUAAAUGUAGUAUUUGUUUCAGCCACUAGGUGGUUUCACGUUCGUGUUUGCUGCAUGUUUAUAGAGCUGAGUGUAUUAAGUGGUGUGGCUAAAAGCAGGCUUCGCUGUUGUCCCUUUCUAUCGUGUGCGUCCAUUGAAUGUAAGUAAUACUGUUGUCGGUUUAGUUCAGGUUAUAAAUGUCUAAGAGCUGUAUCGUAUCCUGUCACGUUUAAUAUUAUUGUCGUUUGCUGCGGUUUGUUUAAUUUGUUGAGAGCUAAAAGUUAGCCGUUAGCACUACGCUAUUAAGCUCGGUUGAUUAGAUGCAGCUGUUACUCUUGUCACUAUUUGCUGCCAAAAUGCCUUAUUUCUCUUGUAUAUGUUAUUGUGUGAUGCUAUAAUUAACAGAUUUGAUUAUUAUUUACAUUCUCAUAACUAUUAAGAAGUUUAUAGUAAUAUUUAAACAUAAAUAAGUUUAUACACUUUGCAGACAUUUGGUUUAUUGUGCAUUUACCUGCAAGUUCUUAUAAUUUGUAUUUGUUUAUCUUUGUAGAAACCACACAUACACAUACGCACCCAUCCAUAGUCCCAACUGCAUGUGACUAUAUGUAUGGAGAACAGCAAGAAUUCAUUAAAGUCGUUUGAAGAUAAA